Paramecium sonneborni is the source of this 3220-nucleotide messenger RNA. The record is from the annotation of a GenBank genome assembly. Lineage: Eukaryota; Ciliophora; Oligohymenophorea; Peniculida; Parameciidae.
AUGAAAAAGAUAAGUUCAGAUAAAAAAAAAAUGAUAUUUGUGAUAAUUUUUGUGCUAAUAAGAAGUAAUAGUUCGUACAAGGUUGUUUACAGUAAUUUUUUUGGGACAUUAAAUUUAAACAAUGGUAAUUAUUGAUUUAAAGAAUAAUAGAUUGGUUAAGAAUAAAUAAAGGUAGUCACUAUUAUGGAAUAGCCUUAUGUAACGGUCAUAAUGUUUUAAGUAUUGAUAACCAAAGCACAUAAUAUAAUGUGCUGAUUCAUAAAUCAUUUAGUUUAGAGCCUCAUUAUAAGGUAAAACUUGAAUUUAAACUUUGGCAGUAAUAUAAAUAAUUUAUAUAUAAAUUAGAAUAGAUAAUUGGAACAACAAUCGUUUUUUAAUUUACAUAGAUAAUGAAAUAGUUUUAGACCAUUUAUACUCUUGUUCAAUGAGUGCAACACAACUUUGUGGUGAACCAUCAAAUGACGAAAUCAUAGAAAUAUCAUAAGAUUAUCAACAUAAUCGUCCUUCUGCAUAAAUAGCAAUUCUUGCUUAAUUUGGAAAAUGGGGAAUUUCAGAAUUCAAGUUAAUUAUAGAGGAGUGUGCUUGUGGAUGCUCAUUUUGCAAUUCUCAAGGUUGUUUUGAUUAGGUGAUAUCUUUUCAAUCUUUUACAUCAGUUUUUUUUUCAUCACCAAGUGUUUAAGAAAGUUGGAAUCCUUCAAAUAAUAUCGAUUAUUGUCAUGGUAUAUAUUAUUAAUUAAAAUGAUAGACCUUUAUUAUCAUAAAUCAUAGGGAACCUCUUUCGAGAAAUUAAUCUCAUUAGAUUAGCAUGUUGCUAUAAGUUUAAAGUUAAAAGUAAUGAUAUUAAAUUCUAAAUCUACAACAAUUACUUUUAAAAUAGAUGACAUUAUUGUACAAUAAUGGUCUUACACUUAGGGAUGGAUAGAUUAUACUCACAGUGAUAAAAAUUUUGAUGGAUUUUGGUAUUAUUAUACAUUAAGACAUGUCGAUAUUUUCGAAUAUGCUCAUACUACAAAUACAAUUAAAAUAACAAUAUAGACAUCAAUGAGUAGUUAAUAUACCUCUUGGGCUCCAUGGUUUGGGAUUCGUGACUUUCAACUUUUUAUUAAAUAAAAUACAAAUGCAAAUUAAAAAUGUUAAGAUUAUACUUAAAGUGGUUUAGAUGGAUGUUUGUCUAUUAAUUUGAUAAAUAUUUAAGGUUGUGAAAUUUGUGUUAGAGGAAUAUGUAUUUAUUGUUAGAAAGGAUGGUAAUAUGUUGAGAUUACUAAGAGUUGUUUAUCUAUUUGUGGAGAUACUAUAAUUACAUCAUUAGAGGAAUGUGAUGAUGGGAACUCUAUACCUUUUGAUGGAUGUUAUAAUUGUAAAUUUUCAUGUCCUUUAGAAUGUGACAUAUGCUAAUUCGGUUUAUGUGUUUCUUCUAAUGAUUCAAAUUAAUCAAAUUAAUGUUUACCUUAACAUUUAGUUUCUUAUCCUAGAAAAAAAGAAUAAUUUUAUCUACCUAUAUGUUAAUAUUAAGUUUUUUCAAAUUAUUACUAAUUUGGUAUUCCAAUCCAUAAUAAGAUCAAAAAAUAUAAUUAUUAUUGUGAUUUAAAUUGCAAUUUAUGUUAAUUUGAUAUAUGUUUAGUAUGCUAAAAAAACUAUGUUUUAAUUAAUAAUUAAUGCAUUCACACUUGUUAUGAUUUAGAACUUGAUGGCGAUUUUUAAGAUUAUGGAUGCUAUUUAUAAAGCAAGAAUUUUGUUGAAAAACUAUUUUAAUAUUAAAACCCCAUUGAUUCAAUUACAAUGUAGCAAUUUGAUUAAAAUAUGAAUAGCUUGAUGAAAUAUAUAAAUUAUCAAUAUUAUUAAAUUAAUAAUAAAAAGAUAGAUUAAUGUAAGGAUAGUAAAAUAGAAAUUUGUUUUGAAUGUUAGAAUAAAUAUAAACUUAGCAAGAAUAGUAGAGAAUGUAUUCCAAUAAUAGAUUAAGAAUUUUGUGAUAAUUAAUAUAAUUAAUAAUUUGAUGGAUGUUAUAAAUAUGAAUUAAGUUGUUAAUUAGAAUGUUUAGAUUGUUUAAAUGGUAUAUGUUUAUUAUGUCGAGAUGGAUGGUAAUUAAUAAAUAAUAAUUGUUAAUAAAUUUGUGGAGAUGGUUUACUAGCUAGUUAAUCUAUUGAAUAAUGUGACGAUAAUAAUUAAAUAAAUGGAGAUGGAUGUUUUUAAUGUGUUUUAGAAUGCAUUUAAAAUUGUAAUUUUUGUAUAAAUAAUCAUAAUUGUAUUAUAUGUGAAGAUUAUUUUGAAUUAAUUUAAAAUUAAUGUAUACCUAUAUGUGGAGAUUAAUAUCAGGUUGAAGGAUUAGAGGAAUGUGAUGAUGGAAAUUAGAUUCCUUAUGAUGGAUGUCAUAAUUGUUAAUUUUAAUGUGAAGUCAAUUGUAAAACAUGUAUUGAAGGAUUAUGCAUAGAAUGGAAUCAAUAAUAAGAUCAUAUAAAUAAUAAUGAUAAUAAUAAUAAUAAUAAUAAUAAUAAUAAUAAUAAUAAUAAUAAUAAUAAUAAUAAUAAUAAUAAUAAUAAUAAUAAUAAUAAUUAUCCAGAAUAAUAAUCAAUAAAUAAAAAUUGUAUUUAAGGAUGUUUAUUAUGUUCUAAAGAUAUAUGUUAAAAAUGUGAAUAAUUUUCAACGCUUGAGGAUGGUUAAUGUAUAAAAUGUGGUAAUGGAUAUAAAUCAGAUGAUGAAUUUUGUGAUGAUGGUAACACUUUUAAUAAUGAUGGAUGUUCAGAAGAUUGUAUAAUUGAAUCAGGAUGGGAUUGCAAUCUUUCAAAUCUCUAAUUUAAUACAUGUCAUAAAAUUGCAAAUCUUAAUCUACAAUUUUUAAGUCAAUCUUUUGAUACCUAAUAUAUUCGUUUAACUUAUACUAAAAAAGUUAAAUUAGAUGAAUCAAAUCCAUUCUUUAUUGAUUCAACUUCAUUUUCUAUUUAAGAUAUCUAACCUGAAAAAUAUAAUUUAACCAUUCAACCAGUAAUUCCUAUUAUUCUUGAAUAAGCACGAGAUAUUAAUUAUAAUAUUAUCAUUACUUUUCUACUAAAAAUUGAAAUUCAACCUAAUCUAACAGUUUCAAUUUAUACUUCAUUAUACGAUGAAAAUAAUAUUAUGGUCCCUCCAAAAUCAUUAAAUAUUUAACUUAAAAUACCUUAAGUAAUGGACACAUAUUAAUUAGAAACAACUAAAGAAAUAUAAAAAUUAGGAUAAAAUCUUAUGA